This is a messenger RNA of Benincasa hispida (wax gourd), 1367 nucleotides long. RefSeq names its product Hydrolase-like protein family. NCBI's taxonomy places the organism in Eukaryota, Viridiplantae, Streptophyta, Magnoliopsida, Cucurbitales, Cucurbitaceae. Gene Ontology annotation, biological process: lipid metabolic process. The record is from RefSeq and is a predicted model, not a curated record.
UCUUCAACUUCUUGCCUUUGUAUGCAUGAAAAUGGAGUUAGGAUGUUUAUCUUAUGUUUUAGUUACCUUCAUAUAUUUGCAGCAAGUUCGUCAAAUACUUUUACUAAAACUUUCACUGGAAUUGAUGGAGCGGGAAAACGGUUAGCUGAUGAGGUCUUGCAAGUGGUGCAUAAAACAGAGAGCUUAAAAAGGAUAUCUUUUUUGGCUCAUUCACUUGGUGGUUUGUUUGCGAGAUAUGCUAUUGCUGUACUUUACAAUAACUUAAAUCCGUUGUAUAGUAGCAUACCAAAUGAUCCUUCCAAUACUUCGAAAAAAGGUGUGGUUGCAGGACUAGAGCCAAUCAGUUUCAUUACCUUAGCAACUCCUCAUUUGGGAGUGAGAGGUAAAAAGCAGCUUCCUUUUCUUCUGGGAGUUCCCCUCCUAGAGAAACUGGCUGCACCAAUAGCCCCUAUUGUUGUGGGUCGAACGGGUAGUCAGCUAUUCCUUACCGAUGGAAAACCUGAUAAACCACCACUUCUAUUAAGAAUGGCAUCCGAUUGUGGAGAAGGGAAAUUCAUAUCUGCCCUUGGUUCUUUCCGGUCCCGCAUUCUUUAUGCCAAUGUAGCUUAUGAUCAUAUGGUUGGUUGGCGCACUUCGUCUAUAAGGAGGGAAAAUGAACUUAUCAAGCCCCCUCGCCGAUCAUUGGAUGGUUACAAGCAUGUUGUAGACGUGGAAUAUUAUCCUCCCGUUUCCUCUGCUGGUCCUCAUUUUCCCCCUGAAGCAGCUCAAGCAAAGGAGGCCGCACAAAAAUCACCAACCACACAGAAUACAGUGGAUUAUCAUGAAAUCAUGGAAGAGGAGAUGAUUCGUGGCUUGCAACAAUUGGGAUGGAAAAAAGUUGAUGUCAGCUUUCAUUCCUCGUUUUGGCCAUUCUUUGCACAUAACAACAUCCACGUGAAAAACGAAUGGCUUUACAACGCUGGUGCUGGCGUGGUGGCUCAUGUUGCAGACACCCUCAAGCAACAAGAACCGUCAUCAUUUGUCCCUGCGGCGAGCUUAUAGCAGUUAGAUAUAUGACUAUAUCUCAGUCACAGUAGAAUUUAAUCAUGUUGAAGAAUCAGUAGGUUGCAAAGAUGAGAUAAUAUCACAGAUUGUUUUGUACUGUCAUAGUUUAGUAUAUUGUAGCUUGGAUGUAAGCUUUGCAUAGCUCAGCCACAUGUAAAAAAGCUUAAUUAAGGAUAAAUUAAGGGUGGGUAAUUCUACAUUUGCUUCUCUACAAUGAUGAUGCUGAAUGAAAAGCAACAUUGAUCAUUAAGAUGAUUAACUAGCUAUAAACUAGAACUUGUUAUGGUAAUUUUUCUUGAUGAUUGGUCGAUUUAUUCUAGCAA